AUGAGCCAGCAGAAGAAGCGCGCGGCCGCCGAGUUCGAGAGCGACGUGAAGCGCCACACGGCGCAGGGCCAGCAGCCGCAUGGCGGCGAGGAGGACCUCGUGUUCGAGGACCCGUUCGGCGACGACAUGGAGGACGAGGAGAUGGUCGAGAGCGACGGCGACGAGGAGGUCGUGGACGGCGCGGACAAGGACGUGGACAUGGACGUGGAAGGCGACGAGCAGGCCGAGAAGCAAGUGAAGAAGGUGUUCAUGCCCGGCGUGGACAAGCUGCAGGACGACGAGGUGCUGGACUACGACAGCAGCGCCUACGACAUGUACUACGCCAUGACGGCCGAGUGGCCGUCGCUCAGCAUCGACGUGGUGCGCGACAACCUCGGAGCUGUGCGCACGCGCUUCCCCAUGACCGUGUUCAUGGUGGCGGGCACGCAGGCCACCAACCCGGACGACAACCAGAUCACGGUCAUGAAGAUGUCGGAGCUGCACAAGACCAAACACAGCGACGGCUCGGACUCGGAGGAUGACGACUCGGACUCGGAGGACGAGACGGAGGGCGACCCCGUGCUGGAGUCGCGUUCCAUCCCGCACCCUGGCGGCGUCAACCGCAUCCGCUGCAUGCCGCAAAGCUCCAACAUUGUGGCCACCUGGUCGGACCGCAAGAAGGUGCAGCUCUGGGACAUUGCCAAGCAGCUCGAGUCGCUGGACGGCAAGGCUGGUGCUCCGCUGCCGGCCAAGCAGGUGCCCGUGUACACUUUUUCGGGACACGCUGACGAAGGUUUCGCUAUGGACUGGUCUCCGGUGCAGGCGGGACGUCUGGUUACGGGCGACUGCAGCAAGUUCAUCUACCUCUGGGCCAACUCGGAGGGCGCGUGGAGCGUGGACAAGGUGCCUUUCACGGGCCACAAGAGCUCGGUGGAGGACCUGCAGUGGAGCCCCACGGAGGCGUCCGUGUUCGCGUCGUGCUCGGCGGACCGCACCGUGCGCAUUUGGGACACCCGGCGGAAGGCCGGCAGCAUGCUGGACGUGGCUGCUCACGACGACGACGUCAAUGUGAUCUCGUGGAACCGCAACGUCGCGUACCUGCUCGCGUCCGGCUCGGACGACGGCUCUUUCAAGAUCUGGGACCUGCGUAACUUCAAGGCCGACAACCCGGUGGCGCACUUCCGGUACCACACGGCGCCCGUCACGUCUAUCGAGUGGCACCCGACCGAUGAGUCGGUGCUCGCGGUGUCAGGCGCGGACAAUCAGAUUUCCGUCUGGGAUAUGUCCGUCGAAGAGGACGCGGAGGCCGCUGUGCCCGUGCAGGGCGAGAACGGCGAGGCGAAGCUCGACCUGCCGCCGCAGCUGCUCUUCAUCCACCAGGGCCAGACCGACAUCAAGGAGCUGCACUUCCACCCGCAGUGCCCAGGCGUGCUCAUGAGCACGGCCGGCGACGGCUUCAACGUCUUCAAGCCUGCUAAUAUUUCGUAA
Messenger RNA from Phytophthora sojae, 1467 nucleotides. RefSeq lists its product as hypothetical. Bases 1 to 1467 code for a protein of 488 amino acids. Lineage: Eukaryota; Oomycota; Peronosporomycetes; Peronosporales; Peronosporaceae. Gene Ontology annotation, molecular function: protein binding. The record is from RefSeq and is a predicted model, not a curated record. The transcript has a single exon.